AUAAAGCAAAACACUAAAAAUCUCGCUCUAAAUAUUUAAUAUUUAUUGAGAUUAAACCGAUGAAAAUGAUUAUCGAUCAGCGAACGAGCUGCCGAAUUCGGUUUGAAUGCACAAACCACUCAGCAACUGAGCUGAAUGUAUAAAUAUGAGGCAACCUCGGCUCAACAAUUCAGUUCUGCUCCGAGUGAAGACGUCAAACAAGUCACAACAGCACACGAAAAUCAAAAUGAAAUAUUUUAUUAUUGCGAUCCUUGCAAUUGUUGCACUGGCGCACGCCGAAGAUGAAUGGAAGGUGAAGACAGCAGCCGAUAUCAAGGUAAUCCGUCAAGAAUGCAUCAAGGAAUUCCCGCUGAGCGAAGAAGACAUCCAGAAGAUGAAGAACUUUGAAUACCCCGACGAAGAGCCAGUGCGCAAAUAUUUGCUUUGCACUGCGAAGAAAUUGGGCAUCUUCUGCGCGCAUGAGGGCUACCACGCCGACCGCGUUGCCAAGCAAUUCAAAAUGGAUUUGGAUGAAGCUGAGGUAUUGACCAUUGCACAGGGUUGUGCGGAUAAGAACGAACAGGGUAGCAGCGCUGAUGUGUGGGCCUAUCGCGGUCACAAGUGUCUGAUGGCCAGCAAGGUUGGUGAAAAGGUGAAAGCCUUCAUCAAGAAGAGGAUGGAAGAAGCACAAAAACAGUAGAUAAGCGCAAUGGAAUUCGAUGAAUUAAUAUACUAAGUUUUGAUAAAUAAGUAUUUUUCAAAUUAUGAAUGUUUUCGGCAGGGGCAUUUUUGUUCAAAAAAAAAAAAAAGAUACUCGUGAGCACAGAAAAACUUUGUGAAAUAUAACAGUUGGAAAGUUAAAGGGUUAGUAGACCUAAUAACUAGCAAACUGAGUACAUAUCGAUUACAUAAAUUUAGUAAGUAAUAUUCGACCACACGAGAGUCUAAUUCACACUUUCAGUGAGGUCAAACAAUUUUUGUUUUUAUUAAAUGUGAUUCCAUAUCUCGGCUGCUUCAA
Anastrepha ludens (Mexican fruit fly) is the source of this 997-nucleotide messenger RNA. It is a transcript of the gene Obp99c, whose product is annotated as general odorant-binding protein 99a. The coding region runs from base 146 to 679 and encodes 177 amino acids. Gene Ontology annotation, molecular function: odorant binding. The record is from RefSeq and is a predicted model, not a curated record. Lineage: Eukaryota; Metazoa; Arthropoda; Insecta; Diptera; Tephritidae. Gene Ontology annotation, biological process: sensory perception of smell. The transcript is spliced from 2 exons.